Mandrillus leucophaeus (drill) is the source of this 4932-nucleotide messenger RNA. RefSeq names its product DENN/MADD domain containing 1A (gene DENND1A). Gene Ontology annotation, biological process: endocytic recycling; endocytosis. The transcript has 22 exons. Bases 158 to 3154 code for a protein of 998 amino acids. Gene Ontology annotation, cellular component: cytosol; clathrin-coated vesicle. The record is from RefSeq and is a predicted model, not a curated record. Gene Ontology annotation, molecular function: phosphatidylinositol phosphate binding; guanyl-nucleotide exchange factor activity. Lineage: Eukaryota; Metazoa; Chordata; Mammalia; Primates; Cercopithecidae.
GCAGAAUCCAGAGACCACAUUUGAAGUAUAUGUUGAAGUUGCCUAUCCCAGGACAGGUGGCACUCUUUCAGAUCCUGAGGUGCAGAGGCAAUUCCCGGAGGACUACAGUGACCAGGAAGUUCUACAGACUUUGACCAAGUUUUGUUUCCCCUUCUAUAUGGACAGCCUCACAGUUAGUCAAGUUGGCCAGAACUUCACGUUCGUGCUCACUGACAUUGACAGCAAACAGAGAUUCGGGUUCUGCCGCUUAUCUUCAGGAGCGAAGAGCUGCUUCUGUAUCUUAAGCUAUCUCCCCUGGUUCGAGGUAUUUUAUAAGCUGCUUAACAUCCUGGCAGAUUAUACGACAAAAAGACAGGAAAAUCAGUGGAAUGAGCUUCUUGAAACUCUGCACAAACUUCCCAUCCCUGACCCAGGAGUGUCUGUUCAUCUCAGCGUGCAUUCUUAUUUUACUGUGCCUGAUACCAGAGAACUUCCCAGCAUCCCUGAGAAUAGAAAUCUGACAGAAUAUUUUGUGGCUGUGGAUGUCAACAACAUGUUGCAUCUGUACGCCAGUAUGCUGUACGAACGCCGGAUACUCAUCAUUUGCAGCAAACUCAGCACUCUGACUGCCUGCAUCCACGGGUCUGCGGCGAUGCUCUACCCCAUGUACUGGCAGCACGUGUACAUCCCCGUGCUGCCGCCACAUCUGCUGGACUACUGCUGUGCUCCCAUGCCCUACCUCAUAGGAAUCCAUUUAAGUUUAAUGGAGAAAGUCAGAAACAUGGCCCUGGAUGAUGUCGUGAUCCUGAAUGUGGACACCAACACCCUGGAAACCCCCUUCGAUGACCUCCAGAGCCUCCCAAACGAUGUGAUCUCUUCCCUGAAGAACAGGCUGAAAAAGGUCUCCACAACCACUGGGGAUGGUGUGGCCAGAGCGUUCCUCAAGGCCCAGGCCGCUUUCUUCGGUAGCUACCGAAACGCUCUGAAAAUCGAGCCGGAGGAGCCGAUCACUUUCUGUGAGGAAGCCUUCGUGUCCCACUACCGCUCCGGAGCCAUGAGGCAGUUCCUGCAGAACGCCACGCAGCUACAGCUCUUCAAGCAGUUUAUUGAUGGUCGAUUAGAUCUUCUCAAUUCCGGCGAAGGUUUCAGUGAUGUUUUUGAAGAGGAAAUCAACAUGGGCGAGUAUGCUGGCAGUGACAAACUGUACCAUCAGUGGCUCUCCACCGUCCGGAAAGGAAGUGGAGCAAUUCUGAAUACUGUAAAGACUAAAGCAAACCCGGCCAUGAAGACUGUCUACAAGUUCGCAAAAGAUCAUGCAAAAAUGGGAAUAAAAGAGGUGAAAAACCGCUUGAAGCAAAAGGACAUUGCUGAGAACGGCUGCGCCCCCACCCCGGAAGAGCAGCUGCCAAAGACUGCACCGUCCCCCCUGGUGGAAGCCAAGGACCCCAAGCUCCGAGAAGACCGGCGGCCAAUCACAGUCCACUUCGGACAGGUGCGCCCACCUCGUCCUCAUGUUGUUAAGAGACCAAAGAGCAACAUCACAGUGGAAGGCCGGAGGACGUCUGUGCCGAGCCCUGAGCACCUGGUAAAGCCCUUACGACACUACGCGGUCUUCCUCUCCGAAGACUCUUCUGACGAUGAAUGCCAGCGGGAAGAGGGCCCGAGCUCUGGCUUCACCGAGAGCUUUUUCUUCUCUGCUCCCUUUGAAUGGCCACAGCCGUAUCGGACACUCAAGGAGUCAGACAGUGCGGAAGGCGACGAGGCAGAGAGUCCAGAGCAGCAAGUGCGGAAACCCGCAGGCCCCGUCCCAGCUCCCACUGACCGGGCUGCCAGCAUCGACCUUCUGGAAGACGUCUUCAACAACCUGGACAUGGAGGCCGCAUUGCAGCCCCUGGGCCAGGCCAAGAGCUUGGAGGACCUUCGUGCCCCCAAAGACCUGAGGGAGCAGCCAGGGACCUUUGACUAUCAGAGGCUGGACCUGGGCGGGAGUGAGAGGAGCCGCGGGGUGACAGUGGCCUUGAAGCUUACCCACCCAUACAACAAGCUCUGGAGCCUGGGCCAGGACGACAUGGCCAUCCCCAGCAAGCCCCCAGCUGCCUCCCCUGAGAAGCCCUCGGCCCUGCUCGGGAACUCCCUGGCCCUGCCUCGAAGGCCCCAGAACCGGGACAGCAUCCUGAACCCCAGUGACAAGGAGGAGGUGCCCACCCCUACUCUGGGCAGCAUCACCAUCCCCCGGCCCCAAGGCAGGAAGACCCCAGAGCUGGGCAUCGUGCCUCCACCACCCAUUCCCCGCCCAGCCAAGCUCCAGGCUGCCGGCGCCGCACUUGGUGACGUCUCAGAGCGGCUGCAGGUGGAUCGGGACAGGCGAGCUGCCCUGAGUCCAGGGCUCCUCCCUGGUGGUGUCCCCCAAGGCCCCACUGAACUGCUUCAGCCACUCAGCCCCAGCCCCGGGGCUGCAGGCACGAGCAGUGAUGCCCUGCUCGCACUCCUGGACCCGCUCAGCACAGCCUGGUCAGGCAGCACCCUCCCGCCACGCCAUGCCACCCCGAAUGUAGCCACCCCAUUCACCCCCCAAUUCAGCUUCCCCCCUGCGGGGACACCUGCCCCAUUCCCACAGCCACCACUCAACCCCUUUGUCCCAUCCAUGCCAGCAGCCCCACCAACCCUGUCCCUGGUCUCCACACCAGCGGGGCCUUUUGGGGUCCCUCCAGCUUCCCUGGGGCCGGCUUUUGCAUCCGGCCUCCUGCUGUCCAGCGCUGGCUUCUGUGCCCCUCACAGGUCUCAGCCCAACCUCUCUGCCCUCUCCAUGCCCAACCUCUUUGGCCAGAUGCCCAUGGGCACCCACACGAGCCCCCUACAGCCGCUGGGUCCCCCAGCAGUUGCCCCAUCCAGGAUCCGAACGUUGCCCCUGGCCCGCUCAAGUGCCAGGGCUGCUGAGGCCAAGCAGGGGCUGGCCCUGAGGCCUGCAGACCCCCCACUUCUGCCUCCCAGGCCCCCGCAAGGCCUGGAGCCAACACUGCGGCCCUCUGCUCCUCAACAGACCAGAGACCCCUUUGAGGAUUUGUUACAGAAAACCAAGCAAGACGUGAGCCCAAGUCCGGUCCUGGCCCCGGCCCCGGCCCCGGCCCCAGACUCGGUGGAGCAGCUCAGGAAGCAGUGGGAGACCUUCGAGUGAGCCAGGCCCUGAGGGCAGGGGAUGCACCGAGGUCCGAGGGUCCGUCCACUGCUGCGGUUCCGAGGGUCCCCUGCCACGCUCUCUGCCCAGGUUCUGCUGGUGGGAAGGGAUGGGACCCCUCUCUGCUGCCCCCUCCUCCCCUCCACACUGCCCAUCUCUGAGGUCUGGCCCUGCGGAAUGGCACCAGUUCCAGUCUGGGAAUCAACCCAGUUCCUGAGUGCCCGUCCCACCCCGCGGUUGCCCGUCCUCGGCACCCUUGAUUGGGUUUUGCACUAAAGAGGUCAGCUGGGCCAAUGAUUGAUUGCCCCAGACCAAGUCCUACCCACCUUCCCCCUGGAAGUGUCCCGAGAGGCUCCGAAGGCCUAUCCUCUGAGCCCAGCUCUCCUGUUCCACCACAGCCAGGCCCUGCACGCCCACCUCCUCGGACACAAGUGGCAGGGUUACCCUCCAGUGUGAGCUCCUCUGCCCGAGACACAGGCGGCUUGGGGCUGAAGUUAGGACUCCUCCUGGGCUGGAGGAUCUACCUGGUGGGGCACUUCCAGACUGUUUCUAGCAAUAUACACACACGUUCUUUCCUGUGUCUUCACCCCAAAACUUCAGUUGAUUCUGACCUGGGAGGGUCUGGGGACCAGGGGGUCUGGACUGCCUUGUGAUGCCCAGCCCCAGCCACCCUGCACGGGGACUGCGAGCACCAGCAACAUUGAUUUCUAGAAGGAAAAUAGAAACCCCAUCCGAGUGUUUUGGGGGGAGCCCCCACCCCCUCAUUCCAGCUCUCUGGCACUCUGAUACCUCCAGGUUCUCUUCUCACUGUCAAAGCUGGGUCUCAGCCUCUUGGCAUCUGGAGCUUUGUGGGCAAGCUGCGACCCAGAUUUCAACUCGAAGGUCGAGCGGAAUGCCUCAGACUGAUGCAGAGGCAGCUGGCCUUCCUGGGUUGGAACGAGGCAGUGGCCCUGAGCCCCUGCUCCAGAGCCGGGUAGAAAGGACAAACUUGGUCUCUGCCUCAGAGAAGCAGGAGAAGGGCUAGAAGCCAGUCCCUCCCCACCUGCCCAGAGCACCAGGCCAGCACAGAAAUUCCUGAGGCCACCGUCACCAAAGUUAGAGUGAAUGUUUUAUUGUUUAUCUUUUUCCUUUUUACCUUAUUGAUUUGAUGAGUCUUGAAAUUGAUUCAUUUCCAUAAACCAAGUUAAAAAGUAUGCCCCGACCAUUUAAGAAAACAGCCAUCUGAGACACGCAGGAAAUUGUGAGCAUUUCGACCCGAGCUCUCAUUUCCUAUUCGGGAUGGGUCAGACACACAGUCUAUCCAGGGGUGUCUGAGGGGGACAAGGGGGGGGGUCUCUGGAGAUCUGUCACCCAGGGAGCCCCCUCUGUGUCUAAGAGGCCACCACUGCUGCACAUGGUCAGGGAGGCUUGGUGGCCGUCCUGGCACAUGGCUUUUCCUGGGCCAACUGUGACCUGUCUGGCUCAGGAAUGGGCUCUGGCUGCUUGGGGAGCCGUGUCACUCCUGGGCCAUGGGGGCACCUCCCGGGCACUUAGGUGUUUCACAGAAAUUCCAGUUUCACUCCCUGGGCAGAUCCCCAGGCCCCAUCCGAGAUAGGGCAGAGGCGGCGCUGGCAUCCCCAGGGAAGGAGGGUGUGUACCCCAAGGCGCCCUGGCUGUGCUGGAGGACUGGGGUGAGCGCUCCAUGUUCACAUGAGCACUGCUGCCUCUUCACUUGUGGGACUGACUUUGCAAACCCAAGGAUGAACUUUGUGUGCAUUCAAUAAAAUCAUCUUGGGGAA